UUCUCUCUCUUCAUCUCUGUCACGCCCCCCUCUUUCUCUCUCUCUCUAAAAAUUCUCUUCUUCCUUUUUUUUUCUCUUCUUACACAGAACAAAUCGAAAUUUGCCGAAUUCGAUUUUAAAAAAAGAAACAAUCUCUUCACAACAUUUCUCCAUGUUUUAUCAUUCAAAUCAUAAGAAAGGACGCAUUUUUAUAAAAUAAAAAAUUGGGUUUUUUGUUUUUCUGGAUAUAGAGCGAGAGAAGUUAGGAACAGAUCUCUCUCUCUCUCUCUCUCUUUCACUUUCUCUUUUCUCUUUCUGCUCAUUCGUGCCAAACGUCUCUCUUCUUCCAUAAGGAAAAAACAUAAAUUUUGUAGCUUUCCUUGUUUGAUACGACUGGUAUGCGAUUUUCAGUUCUGGGUCAGACAAGACGGAGGACUUCUCUUUGUCUUUGAGCAUCGGAAUUGGGGUCACGUUUAGGGUUUGCGAGCGAUUUUGGAAUUCGGAGUGGUUUUUUAGUUGAUUGGAACACUAGUUUUGUAUGCUACUCUGAUUGGGUUUUGAUUUUUUUGUUCGUCUUCUUCUUCUCAGAAGAGAUAUGAUUAUCAAACGGAAAUUUAAAACCCAGAUACCGAGUUUGAAACGCUGCAAACUCGGUAACUCUGCGACUGAGUCCAGGAAGAAGAGAAAGACCAACUCCGGAGCUUACUACUACCCUCUCAAUCUUCUCGGAGAAAUCGCCGCCGGGAUUGUUCCAGCAAGUGGACGGAAUGGGUUCUCUGCUUCGUGCUGCACUGGUGUUUCCACGAAACCUGUUGAGGUAGAAGAGUCAAUGCCCAAGAGAAUAUCAGAUUCCGGCGCUGUGCGGGAUCCUCCUCCCUCGGCGGAAGUCUCUCGCCCACCGCUUGUUCGGACAUCUAGGGGAAGGAUUCAGGUGCUUCCUUCUCGAUUCAAUGAUUCGGUGCUCGAGAAUUGGAGGAAAGAUAGCAAAAGUGAUUGUGAUUUGGAGGAAGAGGUUGAAUGCAGAAUUGAGAAAGUUAGUCAUCAGGGUUCUAAAGUUGGUAAUUUGAAAAACAAGCAACUUGACAAGAGCCGUAAGUAUAGUGCAUUGUAUAGAGAAACAACGUUUCACGAGCUACGUGGUGAGGCUCGUACUAGUCGUGUUGACAGACCCAGGGAAGAUGAGAAGAUUAUGAAGAAAGAAGGUUCUUAUGGGCCAGAGAACUUCUAUUCAGGAGACUUGGUUUGGGCUAAAUCUGGGAAAAAGGAACCGUUUUGGCCGGCUAUUGUUAUCGAUCCAAUGACUCAGGCACCCGAGCUUGUUUUGCGUUCUUGUAUACCCGAUGCAGCCUGUGUUGUCUUCUUUGGUCACUCUGGGAACGAGAAUGAAAGGGACUAUGCAUGGGUGAGGAGAGGGUUGAUCUUCCCUUUUGUGGAUUAUGUUGCCAGGUUCCAAGAACAGUCUGAACUGCAAGGGUGCAACCCAGGAGAUUUUCAGAUGGCACUGGAGGAAGCAUUUUUGGCAGAUCAGGGAUUCACGGAGAAAUUGAUGCAUGACAUUCACUUGGCUGCUGGUAACCCGACUUUUGACGAUUCUUUCUACAGAUGGAUUCAAGAAACUGCGGUCUCAAAUCAGGAUCUCGAUAACAAUACUCCAAGCCAGAGGCUGUUAAAAAAAUACGGAAAUCCCCUGGAAUGUGUAGGAUGUGGAACGAUCAUUUCUUUUGAGAUGGCAAAAAAAAUGAAAGCUCUGGUUCCUGGAGAUCAGUUGUUGUGUAAACCAUGUUCAAGGUUGACAAAAUCAAAACACAUUUGUGGUAUAUGCAAGAAGACAAGGAAUCAUUUGGACCGUCAAACCUGGAUGCGCUGUCAUGGUUGUAAAGUUUGGGUACACGCAGAGUGUGACCAUAUAUCAGAUAAGCAUUUAAAGGAUUUGGGGGAAACAGAUUACUACUGUCCUACUUGCAGAGCUAAAUUUAACUUUGAGCUAUCAGAUUCGGAAAAACAAAACUCAAAGUCAAAACUUAGCAAAGGCGAUGAUCAGAUGGUUCUUCCUGACAAGGUUACUGUUGUAUGCGCUGGAGUAGAAGGAAUUUACUUCCCGAGGCUUCAUUUAGUCGUAUGUAAGUGUGGCUCCUGUGGACCUAAAAGGAAAGCACUUAGCGAAUGGGAAAGGCAUACCGGAUCAAAAGCAAAAAAUUGGAAGACCAGUGUGAAAGUCAAAAGCUCGAAGUUGGCACUAGAAGAAUGGAUGAUGAAAUUAGCAGAGUUACAUGCUAAUGCUACAGCAGCUAAAGUUCCUAAACGACCGUCCAUAAAGCAGAGAAAACAGAGAUUACUUUCUUUUUUAUCAGAGACAUAUGAGCCGGUCAAUGCAAAGUGGACAACAGAACGAUGUGCAGUUUGCAGAUGGGUUGAAGAUUGGGACUACAACAAGAUUAUUAUCUGCAACAGAUGCCAAAUAGCAGUGCAUCAGGAAUGCUAUGGCGCUAGACAUGUUCGUGAUUUCACCUCAUGGGUCUGUAAAGCAUGCGAGAAACCAGAUAUUAAGCGGGAGUGCUGCCUCUGCCCUGUAAAAGGAGGCGCACUGAAGCCAACUGAUGUGGAAACGUUGUGGGUUCAUGUGACAUGUGCUUGGUUUCAGCCUGAAGUAUGUUUUGCGAGUGAAGAAAAAAUGGAACCAGCUGUUGGGAUAUUGAGUAUUCCAUCAAGUAAUUUUGUGAAGAUAUGUGUAAUAUGCAAACAAAUACAUGGCUCGUGUACUCAGUGUUGCAAGUGUUCCACCUAUUAUCACGCCAUGUGUGCCUCUCGAGCUGGUUAUAGAAUGGAGUUGCACUGCUUGGAGAAAAAUGGUCGACAGAUGACAAAGAUGGUGUCCUAUUGUGCUUAUCACAGGGCUCCAAACCCAGAUAAUGUGCUAAUGAUACAAACCCCUUCAGGGGUCUUCUCUGCAAAAAGCCUUGUCCAAAACAAGAAGAGAGGGGGUUCCCGUCUUAUUUCAUCGGUCAGAGAAGACGAUGAAGAGUCACCCACAGAGGAUACAGUUACAUGUGAUCCAUUUUCUGCUGCUCGCUGUCGAGUAUUCAAAAGAAAGAUCAAUAGCAAGAAGAGGAGUGAAGAAGAAGCACUCCCUCACCACACAAAGGGACCACACCAUCAUCCAUCAGCAGCAAUACAAACUCUAAAUGCAUUAAGGCAUGUGCCGGAAGAACCCAAAUCGUUUUCUUCUUUCAGGGAACGACUUCACCACUUGCAGAGGACAGAAAUGGAUCGGGUCUGCUUUGGGCGAUCUGGGAUACAUGGAUGGGGUCUUUUCGCAAGAAGAAAUAUCCAAGAAGGAGAAAUGGUUCUUGAAUACAGAGGGGAACAGGUGAGAGGAAGCAUUGCAGACUUGAGAGAAGCACGGUAUCGCAGAGUAGGGAAGGAUUGCUAUCUGUUCAAGAUCAGUGAGGAAGUAGUGGUUGAUGCUACAGAUAAAGGGAAUAUAGCUCGGCUCAUCAACCACUCGUGUACCCCAAAUUGCUAUGCAAGGAUUAUGAGCGUAGGAGAUGAGGAAAGCAGGAUUGUCCUCAUCGCCAAGACCAAUGUAGCUGUGGAAGAGGAGCUAACGUAUGAUUACUUAUUUGAUCCAGACGAGCCAGAGGAAUUCAAGGUGCCAUGCUUAUGUAAAGCCCCCAACUGCAGGAAAUUCAUGAAUUAACUUCAAACGCUACAACACCGAGAAGAAGAAGAAGCCAAGAAGACUCUCUUUUCCCUCUAUAUAUAUAUAUAUAUAUCUUCUUAUAAUUUUAAAAGAGGGAUACAAAUUAGAAAAUGUCCCAAGUUAGUUAUUACUAAAAUUGCCACUGAAUUAAGCUAAAAGAUAUCAUCUAAUGGAAAGUGAGAAGGUUAGUUUAGGAUUUAUCAAAAAUUCAUUUAAAUCACCCGAUCAAACUACAACUAACUAGAUCCGUGCGUAUACAUUCGUAUCUCUUAAUUACUGGAUCUAUAGUUUAUUCGGUUUGAUUUGUAACA
Molecule: messenger RNA, 3990 nt
Organism: Capsella rubella
Lineage: Eukaryota; Viridiplantae; Streptophyta; Magnoliopsida; Brassicales; Brassicaceae
Product: histone-lysine N-methyltransferase ATX4
Exons: 23
Coding region: 575-3676 (1033 amino acids)
Biological process (GO): regulation of transcription by RNA polymerase II
Molecular function (GO): protein binding
Source: RefSeq, a predicted model, not a curated record